AAAAAAAACAUUAAAGGGGACAUAAGUUAUUCCCCCAUUUACAAAUUUCUAAACUUUAUGACGUUAGGGUCAUGCUUAAAACAGUCGAGUUGUAUCUAACUAAUUCGUGAUUUCUCGAAUAUCAUAUUUUUGUAAUUACGGCUUCAGUAUCCUACGGUUUUUCAUCGUUUAGUUUGUAUCAGUAACAUUAUUACUGUGAUUACUCAGAUUUUAUAUGCUUCCAGUAUUGUUUAAUGAUAUCAAUAUUCUUAUAAUAUUUGUUGGACAUACGACAGACAGAGCUAACCCGGGGCAAGGUCGAUUAGUCAACUUCUACUUACGCAUGUCACUUACUAACUACACGGGUUACUUUUAUCCAUUUACUAUAAAAUAGGCAAGUACAAUCUGAAAUUAUUCAUUUACUGUUCAAACACGACAGAGAAAGCUAGCAAAAUGUUCUCCAAAUUAGUGGCUCUGUGCGCAUUCGUGGCGGUUUGCCAGGCUGGUCUCUUGCCUGAGCCCCACUACUCACAUGCCGAAGCCGUCUCAUCCCAAAGCAUCGUGCGUCACGAUGAGCAGCCCCAUCACUCCUCCAAAUUGAUCGCCGCUCCCGUCGCCAAGCUGGCUGUCGUCGCUCCCGUUGCCUACCACGCUGCUCCCGCCACCCACUACGCCGCCCCCAUCGCUAAGGUCGUAGCUCACCACGAGGAAGAAAUCGCGUACCCCAAAUACGAGUACACUUAUUCUGUGGCUGACGGACACACCGGCGACAACAAGUCCCAGCAGGAGACCCGCGACGGAGAUGUCGUGAAGGGCUCUUACUCUUUCCACGAGGCUGACGGCUCCAUCCGCACCGUGGAGUACACCGCUGACGACCACAACGGCUUCAACGCGGUGGUGCACAACACCGCCCCCACGCACGCGCCCGCCGUCCUCAAGGCCGCUCCCGUCCUCGUGAAGGCUGCGCCCGUCUACUACCACCACUAAAUUGUUAUUUUGAUGUAGGAAUUGUUAUUUAUUGUUAAUAUAGAUACUUGCGAAUGAUAAAUGAAUAAAAUUAUUUUUAAACCAAAACCCCUUCUAAUACUUACCCCAAAAACUACAUACAAUAAAUAAUGUUUAAUUUCAUCAGGGACUGCAUAACCGAAAAAUAAAGGUAUAAAACUCUACCGGAAUUUCGUUAUACCGUUUCAUUUUAGUUGGAUUUCGAAAACCGAUUGGUGAAAUUGCUUUGAAAUUAGAAAACUAAAAGGCGUAUCAACAUAAUCAUUAUAAUAAUUGGUCAGUAAUUGAUUAAUUUUAGUCUCCCUUGCACCUAUGUAUACAUAUGAGCUCGAGUAAGAUGAUGUUUGUGCUACUUAAUAUCAAAUAAAGAUGAUAUUUUUGAAAUUGAA
This is a messenger RNA of Cydia pomonella (codling moth), 1373 nucleotides long. Its product is annotated as cuticle protein 8-like. The coding region runs from base 433 to 966 and encodes 177 amino acids. The record is from RefSeq and is a predicted model, not a curated record. Gene Ontology annotation, cellular component: extracellular matrix. NCBI's taxonomy places the organism in Eukaryota, Metazoa, Arthropoda, Insecta, Lepidoptera, Tortricidae. The transcript has 3 exons.